AUGGCAUCCAACAAGUCCAUUGCUUCCCCUGGGCUCCUGCUGUUCCUAGCCGUGGCACUCGUGUUGACGGCUACUUCAGUGCGCGCCCAGUCACCGUCUCCGACACCUGCUCCGCCCGCACCGACGACGCUGCCGCCUGCCGGGGCACCAUCCCAAAACCCGUGCCCUUCCGGCUUCAAUAACACAGUCACGUUCGCUCAAGGCGUGAGAGCCUAUCUUCUCCGCGGCAUCUCUCUCAUCUUCUCCCCUGUCAAGGUCACCCCAGGCACCAGCACCACAAGAUGCUUUUGCUAUUACUCUACCAACAUCACCAUCCCCGUUCCCUUCUUCCCACCCAUUGUGGUGCCCAACCCCAAUGGCCCCCUCGCAUGCGUGCCAGGCCCCCAAAUAUGA
Messenger RNA from Miscanthus lutarioriparius, 393 nucleotides. NCBI's taxonomy places the organism in Eukaryota, Viridiplantae, Streptophyta, Magnoliopsida, Poales, Poaceae. The record is from the annotation of a GenBank genome assembly.